Molecule: messenger RNA, 10462 nt
Organism: Diachasmimorpha longicaudata
Lineage: Eukaryota; Metazoa; Arthropoda; Insecta; Hymenoptera; Braconidae
Gene: cic
Product: capicua
Exons: 18
Coding region: 1108-7128 (2006 amino acids)
Biological process (GO): regulation of transcription by RNA polymerase II
Cellular component (GO): nucleus
Molecular function (GO): DNA-binding transcription factor activity, RNA polymerase II-specific; RNA polymerase II transcription regulatory region sequence-specific DNA binding
Source: RefSeq, a predicted model, not a curated record
GUUCGUCGUGAGUUUCGUGUAGGCGCUCUGUGCUCGAGCCAGCAGCAGUAGCACCAUACACAUCUUCGGGAGCAUUAAAAAAACUAGCAAUUCCGUAGUUGAAGAAAUAUUAGCAAUACCCUGUCGUAAAGGACCAUUGUUUCACGCGUAAGUCAGUAAUCAUAGUGGUUUUAUUAAUAAUUUUUCAUUGGGAAAGUGACGUAAGAGCAAUCCGGCAGACAGCGGUAAAAAGAUCAAUGAGAAAGAGGAAAAAAAUAGUGUCUGGCGGAGGCUAAAUACACUUGGUCGUCGUCGACCGGUGCCCAUAUAGUGAGUGUCGCCUGUCAGUGAAUUGUGCGCGGGCGCGCAUGAAUACCCCUCUCUCUUUCAUUAUUCCUCAGUAAUCUCACAUACUUUCGUAUGGUUACUCCAUAUCCCUGUUAGCUAAAUCCCCAUGCGUGUACUGGAGUCAUAUGUUUGCUAUUUUCUCCGACACAAUGAAAAACUCUAGCCAAAGAUACCGUACUCCCUCAGCAUCACGUAUAUUUCUCUCGCAUAUUAUAACAUCGUAGAUAAAAAAUAAUAUCUCCCUGAUUGAAUUUCUCCCGUCGUUACAAAGGAUUUUAAAAAAUCAUGUGCAUGUUGUGUGCAGUUUGAUAUUCACGAAUAAAUAUUGAAUUUUAAUGAUAAUGUUAAAAUAAAAAAGGAAGGAAGGAAGUUGUGUGUGCGCGUGGAAUAAAAUAAGUGUUCCUCCUUCAAACAUGUCAAUAAUUCAGUGUAACGUUGUCGCAGUCAUCGGAGGCCCACGGCUUACGCACGAGUUUUCAUUCGAAAAGUGGAGUAAAUAAGAGCGCCGAGUGGUCCUUGGACCGGGUGUAGAAACGUUGGAGGAGGAUGCUUGGUAGCUGGAACUGGCGAGAAGACUUGGAGUUGGGAGUUGCCAAGGGUAUUGUCGUUAAAACGAUUAAAAUUAACGUGAGAAGCGAGAGUCCGGACUCUACGCAUCCCGUUCCCGACAGCCGGGUGCUGAGGUAUGCACCCAGCCGUUGUCAAACCACCAUCCAAUCGCCGAAUACCGGUCUCCAGCCUCCUCGCGACUGUAUGGACUAGCAGCGUGAGGUGGCAACGAUGCUGACGGCACACCCCGAGAUGCACGAAAAGCGCGACGGCCUUGGGGGGGUUCAGUACGUAAGUGUUGGCGGUGGUGGUGGUGCAACGAUGGAUGAGAAAACAGAUCAGCCACAGCUGCCCCCGCCACCGCCGCAGCGUGAUCCCUCAGAUCCAACGAUGAGCGCUAAAAAAAUUCCAAAGAAAAGAAAAUUUGAUCCGUCCGAACUCGAGGACAUGGACAAAGUAUGUAACGUCGUCAGUAAUGUUGGCAGUAUGAUGAAUUUACGUCAGGCAUUGCCACAGGUACAGUUAUCGUCUGGAAGCCAUCAGUUACAUCCACCAUUGGCAAUGACACAGUCUCAGCAUCAGCAACAGCAACAACAACAGCACUCACCACAUCAAUCACCAAAUCAUCAAUCGAAUAAAACAAUUGUAACAGAGUGCUAUCCAAUAGUGCAGAGUGUCGUUGUUCAGCCACCACCUCAGAGUACAGCUGUUGAUUAUUCACUGCGUGAUGAGCCACCACGUCAACGUCCAAGGCCCUCAACAAUUACGAUUGAUCUCAGCGAGUGGCAGAACCACCGCGUAUUAGCUUUAAGGGACACGCGUUAUUAUCCUGGUGUUAUUAGAAACGCUGGUCAUGGUGAAGUUUAUAUUGAGUUUGAUGGUGAAGGUAAAUUAGUGAGAUAUAACGAUAUACUUGGUGCUGGUAAAUACGAUAUUAUUGCUGAUGCUAGCCCAUCAAUUGGCCAAGUUAAAUUGGACGCAACAGUGUGCAUUAGAUGUCCAACAAAUAGUGGUUUAGAUACUAUGACUAAUGUAUUUGUUAAGGGGAGUGUGUGCAACAUAUUGACUGGACCUCAUCGUUUUGUUGUUAAAUUUCAACGUGAUGAUGAACAGUGUGAAAGUUUUGUGGUUAAAAGGGCGGAUUUAAGAUUAUUCAGGCCCCCCUGGUGGGAUGAACUUGAAGAGGGGCUGGGGGAAUCUGAACCUAUGAGAAUUGAUCCCGUUGAUCAUGGAUUUAGAAGUUCAGUUGAAGUGCCGGUCACCGGAUCCACUCAUCCACUUCAUCAUACGCCCCACAUCCCCUCCCACAAUGACUCCGUCGGUUACUAUCGUACAACAGGUACGAGUCCCCUCAUGACACUAGGUACACCAGCACACUCUGCUAAUACAACGCUCAGCAAUGGGAAUCGACCUUAUGAUGAUCUAGAGAGUGACGAUGAUCUCGAUAGGGAAGACAUUACAUUUCCCUCUGAUGCAGAUGUAAAAUUAUCAGGGAGCAGUAAACGAAGCAGUAUACAGAGCCGAGGGAGCAACAGUAGUUUGAUGGAACAGCGUAGUAUAACUCCACGUUCACAGGCGGCCACACCCAGAUCUCAGGCGGCGACGCCACACAAAUAUAAAAAGGGUGACGUAGUGGUAACGCCAAAUGGAAUUAGGAAAAAAUUUAAUGGAAAACAAUGGCGAAGGUUGUGCAGUAAGAAGGGUUGCUCGAAGGAGAGUCAAAGGCGUGGCUAUUGUUCCCGUCACCUCUCCUUAAAGGGUUCAGAGCUUCGGGGCCCAACAAGCACAUCUCAUGGUGGUGGUGAAGAAACAUCUCGUGAUUCUGAUACAUCACCAAAUUAUGGUGAUCGUCGUAUGACAGGACGAUUCGAUCCGGAGGAAACAGAGGCAGCAAAUAUGCUUGUCUCCCUGGGUAGCUCACGUUCAGCGACCCCGGCUUACUCGUCACCAACUGCCCAUUCCUCAAUUUCACCCUGUAUCAGUCAAUCUCCAGUGCCACCACUCGGAUUAAACCAAAAUAAUGUUUUUAUGCCAAUAUCCAGUCCUGCCGCCCACCACGCAGCCUCUCUUAUAUCACCAGGUGCCAAGUGGAAGCACUCACCAACCCAGUCACAUUUUGCUGUGCAAUAUCAACAACAAGUGAUAAAACCCGAGCCAAAUCGUAUGGUGAGGCCAAAUAGACCAGCACCAACAGCACCAGCACCUGCGCCAGCCCCAGCCAGCAUUGGAACAAGUGUAAUACGUAUAUCGCCAGUUGGAAGAAGUAUGCCAAUUCAAAAUUUAACACUUUCCUGGUCUGAACAGAGCCCACCAGCGCGACAUCCAUCCGUCGUAACAUCUAUGGCUCAACAACAAGCCCAACAGCAACAGGGAAUUAUCCUUCAGCAUGCUCUCACCUCAAAUAAUGGUUUUGCAACUCAUUCAGAUAUUCCCGAACAAAAUGCCCAACUUUUGAAGCCACCCCAUUCACCUCAUAUCCCUUUGUCGGCUCCACCACCUCAAAAUUUAAGCCUCAAGUCCCAAGAAUUACCGGUUGACUAUGCACAACCCCAGGGCCAACCGAUAUAUGUUAUGCAAACGCAUAUACAGCCACAGCCACCAGCAGUUGCGCCUACGCAAACGCAGCAACAAAUAUCUCAGGUGUCUCAACUUGAUAAAAAAUAUUUAGUGAUUAAAAAUGGAAUCGAAGUACCAUCAUCUGGACUCGUUGGCGCUCAGGAGGAUAAGUACAGACAAGGAAUGUUGAAUCAUAUUGGACAGAUGCAAACACUCACAGGAAAUACCUGUCAACCGCAGGCACAGGCCAGUGUUAGUGUUGAACAUGUUGAGAAGAUGACGAUAAUACCACAGACUACUAAAACUGGACUUCACAUAUCAUCUCAUCCGGAAGUGCAGAGAAGCUCCUCACUACAACAACCACCUCCCCAACAGCAGCGGCAGCAACAACAACAAUCGCAACAGCAACAGCAACCGCAUCACCAACAACAACAGCCACUUUCAACGAGCGUUGUAAUGUCCACUGCCACGGCAGUAACAAGUACAUUAACACCUACUAGCGUCUUCCAACAUGUUAUCGUUCAACCGAGCCAUUUGACUCAAGCACCGAAGGGCGGAUUACCACCGAGGGAGGACAAUGGAAAGACCAAUGGAGUUGUCUAUGGCAGCCACGAUGUUCCGCCUCUAUACCAGCCCCAUCCCCCGCCAUUGCUCAACAAUUCAAUGCGCAACUGGAAAAAAGCUUUUUCCUGGCAGACGACAGUGCUAGAUCAGCCAGAAGUGAGUCCACCCCCAUCAGCGCUGAGCCCACCUCUGAGUGCACCACCGAUACCACUGAGCAUGGGGAAUCCUGGUGAUGAGGCUAUUGGCCCUGGCCCGGAUCCCAUAACACCGGCUGAGGAGGAGGACGAUGAUGUUUUUGAGACUGAACCUAUCACGCCUGCUGAGAUCGAGGCCAAUUCAAAUAAACGACGAAGUCAAUCACUGAGCUCAUUGCACACCAAAGAUCCACAGAGUCCGUUGAAGACAAAAGACCGUAUCCGUCGACCAAUGAACGCCUUUAUGAUAUUCUCAAAACGCCAUCGAGCAGUUGUCCAUCAGAGGCAUCCGAAUCAAGACAAUCGUACAGUGUCAAAGAUCUUAGGUGAAUGGUGGUAUGCAUUGGGGGGUGAAGAGAAACAGAAAUAUCAUGAUUUGGCCUCGGAAGUUAAAGAAGCACAUUUCAAAGCACAUCCAGACUGGAAGUGGUGCAGCAAAGAUCGAAGGAAAUCAUCUACAACGAGUUUCAAGGGCAAUGAAUCGAGGGGAAAAUUAAAUAGUACGGGAGAGGAGAUGGAUAUGGGACCACCCAGUGAGGAAAUACCAUUGACGCCUCGUGCGUCUGAUGACAUUUAUGUACCAGUAACUGCAGUCUAUAGUGAUACACCAAGUACAGAGGCUGUGAACCAAGCCCAUUCAUCUCACAGAAUUCCCGAACCUCAACAACUGAUGGAUACGUCUGAGUCAUCCGUCAAACAAGAGGAAGAUGGCAAUGGAUCCGACGAUGAACAACAAAUGGUGAUAUGUGAGGAUCCGCAGCCAGAUAGUGAAGUUAAAGUCAAGGAUAAGCCGUCAGAGAGUGAUAAUGAUGGACAGGACAAAGAGGGAGAUGAGAAGAACUUUGGAGGGCGGUUUUCACCCGUCGACGGUGGGAAAAGGGACGUCCAGGGAGUUAAAACUGAGGUUACAUGUCGACCCAAGCCAAUUAAAGCCUCGCUCCCGUCGACAGGUAUCGAAACAACUACCAAGUAUCAUCAUGCAUCCAUUGAUAAGGGCGGCACUGUCUCAGUGCUCUCUACUUAUCCUUAUCACAGUCCCGUUAAUCCUACUGGUGUUUCGGGUUUUCAACCAAAGGGUGGUGCAUUCAUAACUAUGCCGAUAUCACCUAAAGUCGUUAAACCAGAGCCAGUUAAGGGAGAUCAGCAAUAUAGCACACAGUAUUGUGUUAAUAAUCUUGUUGCUAAUAUUCACACUGAAAAUGGGAGGAAUGUACCAAAAUUUACGGCUGCAUCUGUUUUACAUUCGAUUGGAACGAAACCGAUGAUGGCACUGUUGAAGCAGCAACCAAUGCAAUCUUCAACUGUCCAUCGUACCCAACCAUCGACCGUUCCUUUUCAACCCCCGAUCACUCUUACACUACUCGAUAAUGAUUUGGUGGCCGUUUCUAAACAACAGCAGGGCUCACAGUAUCUUGGAACGACCGCACAACACCAGAGGAUGUUUAUACCUGGAUUUCAUAUACCUAUUUCUGAAACUGGGAAUCGUAAUAUAACGAUUCAGAACCUGGUUCCUGGCAACAAGGUUGAUACACCAAGUGUUAUUGUUACGAAAUCUUACUCUGUAACAACAUCCUGUCCAAGUACUCCGAGUUAUCGAGGAAUCGGUCAUUCUAUCGCUAGGCUUGCUGAAUCGGAGAAAAAAGAAAAUCCUGUAGUCACGAAUCAUGCCCAUUUUUAUGAGCAAGAGCGGAAGGAUGGAGUCGGUAAUCUGCUACCUACAACAAUGGACAAAGGCAAGCAGCCAUCGACUCCCCAUACACCCCAUACGCCUCACAGUACUAAUCAGAAUAGUGACAACUCAUCGGGUUUCACGGUUGAAGAUUCCACCCUUAGGAAUAUUGAUGCUGGCCAGAACAAAGGGCCAUUUAUGCUGGCGCCGACCCCCGCUCAACUUGGUCGAGCACCACUCCAAAGAAGACAGUCACUGGCAUAUCCUCCUACAUCGAAUGCAGGAGACCAAGGGAAUUCUCAACAUUUUGAUACCCGACCAUCAACAAAUCCACCAAUUGUUGAGCAACAGCAACAACCUCAGCAACAGCAACAACAGUCACAACAGCAACCACAACAAUCACAACAACAGCAACAGCCACAGGUUAAACUUGCUGAGCCUCAAGCACUGCCCUCCCCCAUGACUAAAAAAGGAUCUUUCUUCAAGAAAAACGUUGAAGAUGGAAUGGACAGGGUACUUGAGCAAGUGAAUUUCGAAGAAAAAUUCUCAUCAUUACCAGAAUUUAAACCAGAGGAUAUUCAGAGCCCAAGUGCAAUAAGUAUGAAUACACCAGUGGGCUCUUCGGUUCAUACUCCAGGCACUGCUGGACUUCAUCCCCCUAAUCUUUCAUCGUCGCUUCAGGGGUAUAAAAAGAAAAGUGGUCAGGGACCUCAUAGAUCUCUGCUUAAUGAGGAAGACGGAGAAUCCGAUGUUUCCGCAACGCCAAAAACGGCGGCCAGUGUGAAACUGACUGGAAACACAUUCUUCGGUCCAGACUUCAACGUCGAUGCAUUCAGAAUAAAUCCUGAUCUUGGUGGUGAUGUUGAGGCUAGUUCGCCGAGAACACCAAAGACUCCAGGUGGGGGCGGUGGUGGAGUAGGGACAGGCAGGAAUGAUAAUGAACGGGGACCUCGAAAAGUUCUUGAGCAACGUAGACAAUUAGUUAUGCAGUUAUUCCAAGAUCAUGGAUAUUUCCCGUCUACGCAGGCCACAUCAACAUUUCAAGCUAAACAUUCUGAUAUAUUUCCAAAUAAGACGAGUUUACAAUUGAAAAUUAGAGAAGUCAGACAGAAAUUGAAGGCCAAUUGUGCAACGCCAAUGAGUGCUAGCAAUUUAGUUAGUCCUUUGCCUGUCUCGGAGCCAUCACCUAGUGUUGCUGGACCCUUGACAGCUCCUCCAACGUCGAUGGGAGCUCCACUGUCACUGCCUGUGAGCAGUAGUGGUAGCUAGCGCCCAUGUGCCAACUGUGAUACAUUGAAUCCCCUUACUCCACAACACGAGUACAUCAUAAUCCUUUGAUGACAAAAUGGUGUUUAUUCGGUAAAGAAAAAAUUUGUCAAGCUGAGGAUAAGCGAAGAUUAAUUAUGGUUAAUGUACAGUUCUUUCCCUCCUCCAGAACACGUUAUGUUUCCUUUGAUUUGAUUCGUGGAAUGCCAGUGCAAUUUGAACAUGUCAAGAGUGAAAGGUUGUAAUUGGAAUAAAAUAGGCAUAGGUAGGCAAUAACAAGUCGAGGAGUAUUGUUUAAAGGCGUGUUAAUAUACGGCCAUCAGUUGAAUAAUGAAUUAUUAUCUGUACAUAAGAUAAUAGUGUUCGGUAUUGUUCGGAAAAAAUAGGAAAGAGGAGAAGGAGAAUGCAAAGAUAAAAAUUAAUGUGUUCAGAAAAAUUGUGUUCUAAGGUACAUGUUGAACAAAUCGAGGGAACUAUUUCGGGGCUUUGCAAAACAAUUCAGCUUUAUGAAGAAAUAUUCACUUACAAUGAAUGAAAUUAAUCGAUAUUGAUAUUCAAGAAUAUAUUUUUUCAAAAUCAGGUAAAGUAAGAGAAAAGUCAAAAGAUGUAAACUACAUGAAAACCAUUUGUGAAAAUUAAUCAAUAUUUUUGUUUCAAUGAACUUUUGGCAUGUGAACUGAUAUCCGUAGAUUAACUCGCUAGGGGCGAAUUUAUAUAGAAGGCCUAUGCUAUUGUUGAAUAUUGUUGAAAAAUGUGCUAAAAAUAAUACAAAUCAGUAUAAUGGUUGGAUUGUCGUGCAGACGUAAAGAUAGACAAGUGCGUAAUCAUUCAGAGAGUAUAACAUUGAUUAACGAGGAAAAGAAAAAUAUAAAGAAAAAAUCAGAGUUUAUAUACACUAGUUAUACUCUAAAUAUAUAUAUAUAUAUAUUAUAUAUAUACACUACAUAAGUAACAUAUAUUAACGAGUACAUUGCACAAAAUGUCUACGUUGAAAAGAAUCAUCGCAAAACAAAAUACCCUAGAUAUGGUUGUGUUUGUUUUUCAUUGUAAAUAACUGGUAAAGAGUUGAUAGAGUGAUUAUAAUUCCAGAUAUUUUGAGGGAUAACAAAGGACUGCUGAUUUUUCAAAUUUGUUAAUGAAUUUCCUGGUAAAAAUAUCGAUAAUUAAGUGAAGGAAAUUUAUUUCUCGAUUUGCACCAUUAGCGGUUUUCUGUUACUCGUUAAAAAGGAGAGAGAAGAAAAUAUGAGUUACACUGGUAUCUUGAGCCUCAAUGAAGUUUUUAAAAGGGUUCGAGGCACCUUUUUCCGAUGCAUAGAAUAUUUCUAGAUUAACAGGCAUAUAGAUAAAACAGAAAGAAAAUUUUUAAAGUACAUAAGGAGUGCCAUCCUGCGGCUAAAAAAACGAUAUGAAAUCAGAGAAGGCAGGCGAUUAUUUUCUUGUUAGUAACUAUCAAUUUUGGUAAAAAAAAAUGAGAAUAAUAUGUAGAUGAAGUGUAACAUGUUUCCGAUAUUUCCGAAAGUACUUAUCGACUGUUUUUAGAAGUCUGCCAAGGGUCAAUGCAUCUUACGGUUGUUUUAUGGCUCUCUUAUUAUCAUUAAUAUCUUUUCCUUUCACUUGGCCAAUGUAUGGAUAAGUUUUUUAUAUUACCCUUGCAAUUUUAAGUGUGUCCCUCCCGGUUUUUCUUUUUUUUGGCCAUGACAACGGAUUUUACAUUAACUUGUUUACUACUUUAUCAUUAUUAUGAAAGGAAAAGUAUGAAUUUUGUUGCUGAGUUUUAAGAUCUCGUGUUUUAUCACUAGGCAGGAGGAUUUCCGGCAGUUUAUACGUCUUUAAAAAAAUAUGAUUUUACACAAUUCAAAUUUACAAUAGUUUUUUUAAUUGCGUUUUAACAAAACGAUUAUUGUCAGUGGAAUUUUGAGAACUGGUUAAUUUUUCUCCAAUCAUGUUUUGUAUUAUUCAGUUUUCUCCUCAGCUGUUGAUGAUAUGUUGAUAAUUCAAUGUAUUCCAACGUCAUUUCCGAAUCAUUUUCGGCUUUUUAUACCUAUUACUACGUCGUCUACAUUGUAAAGAACGCGAUGCUGUCUUCAGCGUAACGCAGCACGUCGUGUGAGUCAUAGGUAUACGAGAGUUAAUGGAGAAUGUUAUUUUACAAUAUUAAAAUUAUCGUUGAUUUUUUUUUCUUUUAAGAAUGCGUAUUUUUCUCACAAAGCUGCCUGAGAAAAAAAACUGCAUUGUACCUUGGCAGAGAUUUGUUGAAUUUGGCUGUAAUGUAGAUCAUAUAUUAAAAUUAGUAGCAGUGAUGUUCACUGAGAUAGGUAAUCCUUCGAAGUGAAUUUUCAAGUAUCUCGAGAUAAGGCACGAAUAUUUUUUCCUUCUUUUCAAGUAAGCAAAUGGCGAAGAAAGAGAGUGAGUGAAUGCGUGAGUGGUGAAAAAGAAGUGGUGUUUAUCCGACAUAUUUUGUAAAUAGGAAAAAAUAUAAUAAAACUCACUAAACACGUUAGAAAAAACAAAUAUAUGGAAUAAAUGAAAGCCUAGGGUAGGGAAAAAAAUCAUAACAAAAAUCUAUAUAUGUACAUAUAUAUAAAUAUAUAUUGAAUGAGUAUUAUCAACUUCUAUGAUAAUAUGUACAUAUAUACAUACAUAUAUAUGUAUAUAUUUACAUUAUACAUUUAUCAUCGUACUUUGCAGAAAAAUGGUGUUAAAAAGGAUUGACUGGAGAGACCGAAGAUAAAGCAGCAUUAGAGAUAAAUGAGGAAGAAGUACAUAUAUAGUUAUAAUUCGAUGGGCCUUUAUAAAUGUUAAACUUUUCCGCACUCAGAAAUGCUCUCCCUCCCACGCAGUUCUUGAAACUAAGAGCAAUCUUUCAUUUUUAUUAUUUCCUUUUCCUAAUUUCUUUCAAAGAUACAGUUUUGACACUUUAUGUUACGCGCAUAUGUCAUCAGUGAUACGUUCCCCUGAUCAUUCAUUCAACGUAUGUAAUUUUUCAGGACAAAGAUUGAUGAAAAAAAUAUGGACAGUGCGUGAAAAUUAUAACCGCAAUAUGAGAAAUGCUUCCGUGUGAAAUAAUCAAAUCACUUUCACGUAAACGUGCUUCCUGUAAAUAUCUAAUCCGAAAUCACAUUUUAGCUAUCACAAUCUAGUUGAUACAUUCCUGGAUGAAUUUAAAUUACUACAAUAAAUCUUCCAAAGAGUAUUUAUCACUGUGAAAAUGUUAUUUCACUCAAAGUAUUUCUCAUCAUUGAGUCUCGUUCAUAGAAUUUUUAAUGCCACAAUUAUUUUGUACUUGUCUAGAAACUUGUCGAAGAUAUUUUCCAGAUAUAUAAGUUUUUUGAAAAUU